Messenger RNA from Lampris incognitus (smalleye Pacific opah), 2839 nucleotides. Its product is annotated as dystrobrevin beta-like. The record is from RefSeq and is a predicted model, not a curated record. The transcript is spliced from 21 exons. Gene Ontology annotation, biological process: synaptic signaling. NCBI's taxonomy places the organism in Eukaryota, Metazoa, Chordata, Actinopteri, Lampriformes, Lampridae. Bases 46 to 1926 code for a protein of 626 amino acids. Gene Ontology annotation, molecular function: zinc ion binding. Gene Ontology annotation, cellular component: plasma membrane; synapse.
UAUUGUGGCUCCUCUGUCCUGUGUGACCCCCCUAACAUACAGAGGAUGGUGAUGGAGGAGGGGGGCCACGCUGACAGAGGGAGGGGGAUUCUAGCACCAGCAGGAGGAAUGGAGAGGAGACAGAUUCUUGUUGAGCUGGGGGAGCAGAACCUCGACACGAUUCGUCUGUCUGCGUAUCGGACGGCAUGCAAGCUGAGAUUUGUACAGAAGAAAUGCAACUUGCACUUGAUCGAUGUCUACCAUGUGAUUGAGGCAGUGAGGGAUGCUGGUCUGAACACUGUGGAGCUGAACGCUGGCAUCUCAGUGGCCCGGCUGGAGAACCUGGUGUCCUCCUUGUUUAACCAGCUCAGCAAGCGCCUUCCCACCACUCAUACCAUCAACCCCCGGGAGAGCACCGCCCUGCUGGUAGACUUUCUACUGGCCGCUGUUGACAGUGAUGCAGACAGCCGUUUGACAGUACUCUCUGUGAAGGCACUGCUGGCCACUCUGUGUGGGGGGAAGCUUGUGGACAAGCUUCGCUAUGUGUUUUCCCAGGUGUCUGACUCAAACGGCGUGCUGGUGCACGCCAGGUUCGACAGCUUCCUGAGGGAGGCGCUCAAGCUGCCCACUGUUGUACACGAAGGGCCGUCCUUUGGUUACACACUCGGCUCUGCCCGUUCCUGCUUCCCACAACAGAAGAGGGUGACGCUCAACACCUUCCUGGACAUCGCUGCCGAGCCUCCUCCCCCGUGUCUCCUCUGGCUGCCUCUGAUGCACCGCCUGGCAAACGUAGAGCAUGUCUACCACCCUGUGACUUGCUCCUACUGUCACAGGAGCGGCAUGACAGGGUUCUGCUAUCGCUGCCUAUGUUGCCGUGGUUACCAGCUGUGCCAGGAUUGCUUCUGGCGUGGCAAUGCCAAUGGGUCCCAUAGUAACCAGCAUCAGAUGAAGGAACAGUCCUCCUGGAAAUCACCAGCAGUAAGACUCGGCAGAGCUUUGAGCAGGACCCUCGGGUGUAUGCCCUCCAGACAGCCCUGCCGCCCCUUUUAUCCAGAGGAGCCUGAGAGGACCCUCAACCUGGCUAACAUAGUACCCCCACGCCCAGUAGAGAACACCACUGAGGCGAUGUUGCUGUCCCCUACAACCCCAAGUUCACCCAAGAGCUUGACUGCUGCUGAGCGUAUGAAUGAGGAACAUGCCUUGAUAGCUGCCUACGUCGACCGCCUCCAGACAGGCUCACACAUGGUGGACAGUCCCAGCAGACAAGAUGAGGAACACAAACUCAUCGCACGCUAUGCUUCACGGCUAGCAGAGACCGACAAUAUAGGAGAGAGGGCCAUACCCACCCGGAGCAUCAACUUUGAUAUGAAUAAAAAGCAAAGGGAGCUCAUCGCCCAGCUGGAGAGCAAGAACAGAGAGAUCCUGGCAGAGAUCCAGCGCCUUCGUACAGAGCACGAGGCAGCAUGUCAGCCCGGUCCAGAGGGGGGCAGCAGCAACCCCAUGCUGCUGACAGAGCUACGCCUGCUCAGACAAAGAAAAGAUGAGCUGGAACAGAGGAUGUCUUCACUGCAGGAGAGCCGGAGGGAACUAAUGGUGCAGCUGGAAGGCCUGAUGAAGCUUCUCAAGGAUGAGGAACAGAGACAGGCAGCGCAGGCGGCAGGCCCCUCUCAGACAUCUCCCUCUCGGCCAAUACCAGUGACUGUCCGCUCAGCAGGCCCUUCCCCUCCUCUUACACACAUGCACGGCCCCCAGGACUCCCUUGCCGGGGUGGGGGGUGACGUUCAGGAGGCCUUCGCCCAGGGCCACAGGAGGAACCUGAGGAAUGAUCUUCUGGUAGCAGCAGAUUCCAUCACCAACACCAUGUCCUCACUGGUGAAGGAGCUCCACUCUGAUGAUGGCCGGGAGGAAGAGGAGAGAUUGCUGAAUGGAAAAGACAGAGUAGGUUAAAGGGAACACAGGACACAGAAGAACAGACUGAUGUGACUCCAGUGUUGCUUUCGUCAUGGCCAAAGAAGACUGUCAUCCCCUGGAUAAUAUCAAAAAUGACAUGAUCAUCAGCCAAUGGGACUAGAGCCCCACUGCCAAUCAACCAAUCACAAUGCUGGACAUGGAGCGAGCUGUGGGUCCCUACUGAUGUGUUGAGUGAUUCUGUUUGUCUUAUCACUGUUUGACACAGCUUUACUUUGUGUGUAACCUGCUUGAUCUGAUUGUACGUAGCUGUAUUAGAACUCUGAAAUCUACUGAUUUGUGCUGGAGUGUGUGCUCCACAUGUGAGGAGCAGGAGGCUUGGGUACGUGAGAGGGACGUUGGCUUGCGAUGCAGAGGAGAUGUGACAGGAAGUAGAGGAAGGAUUAAUAAUGUGUACAAAGAAGGUCCGAGAUGUUUGAUGUGAACAGAGAGAAGAGGGAAAGAGGUGAAGAAGUGAGCGUUAGCAGAUGAGAAGUCGAGGCUUGGGACUUGAGUUUUCUGUAAUUGGCACUGUGUGCUUACUGCUUAGUAUUUAUUUUUCUUUGAUUUAAAUUGAUUUUGCUUUCACCACUUAUGCGUUGCGUUUAAGGGGAGCCUGAUGUCCUGUGUGUGUUUGUGUGUGUGUGUGUGUGUGUGUGUGAAAGAACAAGUAAAUAGUUUGAGCAUCAGUGAGUGUACUCAGGAACUGCUGUGACAAUAAGCUUUAACAGGAACUUUUCAAGUUGUUUUCUGCCUGUCCAACAGCUUCAAGGCAGUGCUUGCAAAGUACAACCCCAACCCCCAACCCCCAACCCCCCCCCCCCCCCCGUCACACGCAGCUUCCUAGUGUCUGGAUGAGAUCAGUGCCAUAUUUGUUCAGGUUGUUCAGGAUUGUGUAUAUCUGGUACUGACU